Yarrowia lipolytica CLIB122 is the source of this 1290-nucleotide messenger RNA. RefSeq lists its product as uncharacterized. Gene Ontology annotation, biological process: lipid metabolic process. Lineage: Eukaryota; Fungi; Ascomycota; Dipodascomycetes; Dipodascales. The record is from RefSeq and is a predicted model, not a curated record.
AUGAAAGCUUCUAGCAUGUGUUCAAAUCAAAUAAAUCAACUUGCCGGGUUUAUUCUCGACCUCCACCUGAGUAUAUUUGUACUUCUAAUGUUACAGUAUAGUAGUGAGACUUUUUUGAACAGGGUCGUGGAGGGGUGGAGUGGAGCGAAAGGGCCUGAGAACCCCACGUGUAAAGUCAUAAAACGGAGUACAAGAAGUCGAAGAAAUUCCCCAGAGUCCUGGACCGUCAGCUUCAGCUUCUUCUUCGCCAGCUCUUUCUGCUCUUUCUCCUGCUUCGCCAUGCUUCUCUCCUCUCUUGUCCUUUCAGCUCUCUCUCUGGUGUCUGUGACAGCUCAGAACGUUGUCCAGGCCACUCAGGACACCUGGGACCUGAUCAACUACGCCGAGCAUCUUUCAAGCCUUGCAAUCUGCGGUGAGCCGUAUGGUGUUAUCUACAAACCGUUCCAGUGUGCCGGUAGAUGCUCCGACUUCCCCGACAUGGAGCUCAUCACCCAAUUCACCCCCCAGGAUCCGUUGGAUUUUUCAGUAUCGGGUUUUCUGGCAGUAGACCACAAGCGAAAGGUCUUCUGGCAUGUGUUCCGGGGCACGGCUACGCUCAACAACGGCCUCACUGACCUAAGAAUUAAGCGACAGCCCCUAACAUCCUGGAACACGGCUAAGAUGGACUGUCCUGAUUGCCAAGUGCACGUUGGCUUUCUACAGGCCUACAAUCUGGCCUAUAGUGAGGCAAAGGGCGCUAUGGACGACACGUUCGCCAAGUAUCCUGACUAUCAGGUCAUUGUCACUGGCCACUCUCUCGGGGGAGCAGCUACUUUCCUGCACGGAAUCAACCUCAAGACCUCUGGAUACGACCCUCUGGUUAUCACGUCUGGUCAGCCACUCACCGGUAACAAGGCUCUGGCUGAUUACAACGACAAGCUCUUCUUUGGAGACAACCCCGAUUUUACUCACCAGGGUCCUGACCGACGAUUCUACCGAGUCACCCACAAGGAAGACAUUGUGCCUCGAAUCCCCUUCUGGACCCCCUAUCACCAGAGCGGAGGCGAGGUGUACAUUGACUUCCCCGGAAUCAACCCUCCUGUCAACACCCUCAAGGUCUGUGACGGCCAGCAGAAUCCUCUGUGUUCCUUCUCCACCUCACUCGCCUCCACUGCCACCCAGGGUAUCGUCGAGGCCGCCCAUCUCAUUUACUUUACCUUCUUUUUCCUCUGUAGUACCCUUCUCUACCCUCCUCUCAACUCCGAUCUUCCUGUCGGAGUUUGGGGUAAGCCUUUGAACGGCACCAUUUGA